Messenger RNA from Exophiala mesophila, 1838 nucleotides. Its product is annotated as adenylosuccinate lyase. Gene Ontology annotation, cellular component: cytosol. Gene Ontology annotation, molecular function: (S)-2-(5-amino-1-(5-phospho-D-ribosyl)imidazole-4-carboxamido) succinate lyase (fumarate-forming) activity; N6-(1,2-dicarboxyethyl)AMP AMP-lyase (fumarate-forming) activity. The transcript has a single exon. The record is from RefSeq and is a predicted model, not a curated record. Bases 213 to 1667 code for a protein of 484 amino acids. NCBI's taxonomy places the organism in Eukaryota, Fungi, Ascomycota, Eurotiomycetes, Chaetothyriales, Herpotrichiellaceae. Gene Ontology annotation, biological process: 'de novo' AMP biosynthetic process.
CUGUGGUGAGCCUUUUCUACCCCCGCCGAUUUCUCCCGCUAACUACAAGUUGCCACUUGUGGACCAAUGAUCUAGAAGGAAAAGUGGCAGAGCGCGAAGCAAGAAAACAAAUUUCCAGACUUUGUUGACCUUUUUGACAGUUGUGAGUUGUUAAAUCACCUUUGACCCAAAACCAAAGCAAAAAGACCGACCAUUUGGUACCAGUCUUCAAAAUGUCUUCCUACGAUUCAUGGCAGAAUCCGCUGCAGGCUCGCUAUGCGAGCAAAGAGAUGUUGACGCUGUUCUCAGCCCGGACGAGAGCAUCGACCUGGCGUCAGCUGUGGAUCUGGCUAGCUGAGGCGGAGAGAGAAUUGGGCUUGGACAUUUCAGAGGAAGCGAUCAAGGAGCUCGAAGCUGCCAAGGUUAUGUCGGAUGAAGAUUUUCAGAUUGCGGCUGUUGAGGAAAAGAGACGUCGUCACGAUGUCAUGGCCCAUGUGCAUGCUUUUGGCCAACGAGCUCCUGCGGCAGCGGGAAAGAUCCAUUUGGGUGCGACAUCUUGCUAUGUUACUGACAAUGCCGACCUGAUCUUCCUCCGUGACGGUCUAUCCCUCCUCCUGCCAAAACUUGCCAAGUGCAUCAAGAAGCUAUCCGACUUUGCAUCCGAAUACAAGUCGCUACCGUGUCUGGGAUUCACCCAUGGUCAACCUGCCCAGUGUAUCACCGUCGGCAGACGUGCCACCCAGUGGAUCGAGUCGCUUCUCAUGGACCUCCGAAACCUCGAACGCGCAAAGGCUGAUCUACGUUUCCGAGGUGUCAAGGGUACUACAGGAACUCAGGCAUCUUUCCUCGAACUCUUCCAUGGAGACCAUGAAAAGGUCAAGAAACUCGAUGAGCUUGUCACGAAGAAGGCCGGCUUCGAAAAACGAACCAUUGUCUCGGUACAAACUUACAAUCGCAAAGUUGAUUUUGAUGUUGCCAAUGCUCUGGCUUCUUUUGGUACUACAAUUGAGCAUAUCGGAGGAGACAUUCGUCAUCUGGCCAUGCUGAAAGAACUCGAAGAACCUUUUGAGAAGGAUCAGAUCGGCUCAUCCGCCAUGGCUUACAAACGCAACCCCAUGAGGUCGGAGCGAAUGUGCUCUCUUGGCCGAAAACUCACUUUCCUCCCCCUCGGAUUUGGAGCUACAUAUGCUCACCAGUGGUUUGAACGCUCUCUGGACGACUCUGCGAUUCGACGAAUUGAUAUCCCCGAGAUGUUCCUCAUUGCAGAUGCCCUCCUAAUCCUCCUCGAAAACGUUUCUUCUGGCUUGGUGGUCUACCCUGCCGUCAUCAACAGUCGACUGCAGCAAGAAUUGCCUUUCAUGGCCACAGAGACCAUGAUUAUGCGUUUGACCGAGAAAGGCGCAAGUCGGCAAGAGGCCCACGAACAAAUCCGGGUCUUGUCGCAUCAAGCUGGAGCGGUUGUCAAGCAAGAAGGCAAGCAAAAUGAUCUGGUGGAUCGUGUGCGGAAAGAAAAGUUCUUUGAGCCGAUCUGGAAUGAGUUGACCGAGGAAGACAUCCUCAACCCUGCCAAGUUCACCGGAAGAUCUGCUGAACAGGUGGACGAGUUUGUCGCGGAGGAAGUCGAACCAGCGUUGGCUCCCUACAAAGAUCAGAUUGCCAGUGGUGCGGCUGCGGAGAUCCAUGUAUAAUCAUCGACGAUGAAGCUCGGUGGAAUAUGGCAGACAUGAACCCAUACAAUCCACCCGAGAGCGGAUGAACCACCGGGUAUAUCGCGUUAGCUGGUCAGGCGGUCGAGCCGCACGAUCAGGUUAAAAUUCAAAUCAUAUGUUCUUGAUGUCUUCCCAUAAUUUUUGCUGUAG